Molecule: messenger RNA, 2258 nt
Organism: Drosophila arizonae
Lineage: Eukaryota; Metazoa; Arthropoda; Insecta; Diptera; Drosophilidae
Source: RefSeq, a predicted model, not a curated record
UAAGUAUGUUUGUAUGUAUGUUAUGUGUUUAAAACGAGCAUAAAUACAAAUGCUGAGCUUGGGCAAUCCAUGCCAGUCAACCACAAUAAAAGCUAAAAACAAUGCUUAACAUUUUCCAAGUCAAAGAUGCAAACAGCAUCAAGCUGGAAGCUGUGGACCUUCAACUCGCGAUGGAGCAAUCAAAUUGGGAACAGGCACAAAACAGCACAGAGCAGCAACAGGACGGGAUUUUCGCGUGGGGAAUGACAAAGAAGCAGCUCAAAACGAGCUCUGAGGUAACAGAGUUUACGUCGGUUUUCGAUGUGGAUCCGAAUAUUCGAAAAGCCAAAUUCUCGCAGCGACCGGAGAAAAGAAAACCACAAGGCAAAAUGGAAAAGGAUAAAAAGGAAACGAGGGUGCCAGAAGUAUUUCGAUAUUUUGGCAGUAUUCAAAGAGUAAAGGAGCCGAGAGCGAAACCAGGUGCAAUUAUCGCCACCUGCAACGCGUGCGGCACACGCAUCAGAGGCUUCCUCACAGUCACCUCCAACUUCAUCAAACAUUUGCGUGUGAAGCAUGUGAAAAUUCACGCUGCCUUCAUUGGCUCGAAGUACGCCAUAGAAGAGGCCGCAACGGAGGAGGAGCAAAGCGAUUCGUUUGAGCAGCGCGUCAUGUGCUAUAUAAUAGAUAAUGCCCUGCCCCUGGCAACUGUGGAGUCUCCCAGUUUCCUCAAUCUCUUCAAGAAUACCAAUUUACGUGUGAUGAAUCAGGCGAGACUGAAGAGUCGCUUGGAUGAGCGCUUUCUGCAAAUGUCUAACAGUAUUAAACAGCUGCUGGAGAGCCAGAAAUACGUUUGCAUUACGACAAACAUCCGCUCAAAUAGCAGCGAGUACAACUAUUUCGUUUAUAGUUGUCAUUGGCUGGACGAGAAGUUUCAGAGGCAUUCAGCUGCCCUGGCCUGCAGGCGUUUCUCUGGGGAUUACGCUCAGGUAUUGGAGACGAUACGCAAAAUUAACAAUGUGUACGGAUUUAAUAAUCUAAAAAUUGUGGGAUCUAUCACAAAUAAUGAUAGAAAUUACUCAAAAGCCUUUCAAGAAUUCGGCAUAGAUUUGAAAAAGGAAAUAAAUACAGAAGACCAUACCAAUGUCGAUGACCUAAAGGAACUCAUCUGCGAGGCCUUACCAAAUCGAAUGGAAUGUGCAAGCGAAAUACUAAAUAUUGUAGCCUCUACUGAUUUCUUGAAAUUGCUGUCCAAGGAUAAGAACCUAAAGGAACGACACUUGAAGAUCAUGGCCAAAUGUAGUGCACUGUGGCGCAAAUGCUUUUGCUCCCCAUCGGCUCAGAUCAUUGCCGCCCUCUUGGGUGAGGCUUUAGUGUGUCCCGCUAGAAAUCGUUGGUUUUCCAUAUACGAUAGCAUUUGCUGCAUUCUGUUGCACAAGGAUAAACUUGGCGAGCUUUGCAGUCGGCUGGCUUUGCAUAACUCCUGUUUCUCUGCCAGUGAUUUGCAAUAUCUCGAGGAAUAUCGCAUCCUAAUGUCACCCAUAGCAACGACAGUCGAGUUUUUGCGCAUGGAGAGCAACUUAUAUUAUGGCUGUCUAAUUCCCGCCUUGACUUCGCUUUGCGUUAAACUGAAGAGAGUCUCAGAUGUCUUGGAACUGAUCGACCUGAAGAAUUUGGCCUUUGAGCUACAAGUGGAACUGAAGCAGCGAUUCUCCAACUAUAUUCAGCUGGCUGCAGAGGCAAAUCAUGCAAUUAUUGCAUCUGUUCUGUGUCCUGGCAUCAAAAUGCGUUGGCUUAAUGUCUUGGCCAAGCUUUCGGCCCAUGAACAGCGCAGCGCGAGGGAAAUACAAGAAAUGGUAAUUGCAGAAGCUGUGCGGCAUGCGAAGGCUACAGAGAAUGUUGGCCAAAGUGCUGCCAUGGAAUCGGCUUAUACAACGGGCAAGGAUGACUUCUAUGAAUUCGAUGAAAUGGAUGAUGCGUGUGAGACAAGUGAUUUGGAUAUGUCGCAGCCCUCGCCUCUGCCAGCUGCCACGAAAUUAAUAGAGGAUGCCGAAGCACAGCUUCUGGACUAUCUAAAAGAUCCAUGCACCUCAUUCGAGACGCUGGCCAAGUAUCCUCUAUUGCAACCCCUGGCACUCAAAUAUAACACGCCCCUAACAUCGGCAAAUGAAGGAGGACUAACACAAUCGCAUAUUAACAGAAAUGAUCAAAUAACGGAUCUAGCCGAUUAUUCAGUAGAAAAACUUAUCUUACUAAAGGCAAAUUAUAAUAAUAAUUAUUAA